UUUCUCUCUCCCCUUCAUCUCACCUCCAACUAGUCAGUGCUCCGUCUCUCUGUCCUGCUUUGUCUCUCUCUCUCUCUCUCUCUCUCUCUCUCUUUUACCCUCCCAGUCUCUCUCUCUCUCUCUCUCUCUCUCUCUCUCUCUCUUUCUCUCUGAAGCUCCAGUUUGGUUUGCUGUCUGUCUGUGCGUUGCUGGACUCGUUCUUCUGCAGACCUCAACCUCCAGCCGAACCCGGGACUCCAGUUCAUUCUACAGCGGUAGCAGAAAUGGCGAUGAACAGCAUCCUGAACCCUGAUGACAUUAAGAAAGCCCUUGAGGCAUUUAAAGCUGCUGACUCAUUCGACCACAAGAGGUUUUUUGAGAUGGUCGGACUGAAGGCGAAGUCAGCUGCCGAUGUGAAGAAGGCCUUCCAUCUCCUUGAUGCUGACAACAGCGGAUUUAUAGAGGAAGAAGAACUCAAGUUUGUUCUGAAAGUUUUUGCUUUAGACGGCAGAGACCUGACCAAUAAGGAGACCAAAGCAUUCCUGCAGGCUGCAGACAAAGAUGGAGAUGGAAAGAUCGGAGCAGACGAGUUUGCUGCUCUAGUUCGUGAAUAAGUGAGACAGACUUUUGGUGUAUUCAUACCUCUUGAUCUUUUGACCUUGAUCUCAGUCCCCUAACACACCCCUGACACACAACAUACACCCUCACAAGCUUGCACGCUCCCUUCUUACUACAUUAUCUCCCUAUUCACAAACACACACACACACACACACACACACACACACACACACACACA
Messenger RNA from Xyrauchen texanus (razorback sucker), 775 nucleotides. RefSeq names its product parvalbumin 6 (gene pvalb6). The record is from RefSeq and is a predicted model, not a curated record. The coding region runs from base 264 to 593 and encodes 109 amino acids. The transcript has 5 exons. Gene Ontology annotation, molecular function: calcium ion binding. Lineage: Eukaryota; Metazoa; Chordata; Actinopteri; Cypriniformes; Catostomidae. Gene Ontology annotation, cellular component: cytoplasm; nucleus.